This is a messenger RNA of Schistocerca gregaria, 3240 nucleotides long. RefSeq lists its product as uncharacterized. Gene Ontology annotation, cellular component: HOPS complex; late endosome. Bases 169 to 2643 code for a protein of 824 amino acids. Gene Ontology annotation, biological process: protein targeting to vacuole; vesicle-mediated transport; endosomal vesicle fusion. The record is from RefSeq and is a predicted model, not a curated record. Gene Ontology annotation, molecular function: protein binding. NCBI's taxonomy places the organism in Eukaryota, Metazoa, Arthropoda, Insecta, Orthoptera, Acrididae. The transcript is spliced from 3 exons.
AAAAUACUGGUAUCUAUGUAAAAGCGGGUUCUUCAUAACGUCUGUAUAUAUUCGUACGAAACCCUGCUUUGUAAUCUCAAAAUCCAAGCACCCUUCUGCUGCUCAGCAUACAUUUCUUUAUUAGGCGAUUUACCGGUCUGCAAAUGCGUCCUAUUCGUCUCGUCUUUCAUGGAAUACAUGCAAUCGGUGUCCAACAGCCAGGACGUACUUGCAGAAGAAGAGCCCUUCCUAAAGUACCAACGACUUGGUAAUUCAGUGUCGGAAAUCCUUGUCAAGAAACCUGUUAGUUAUCUGGCCGUACACGAAAAAUUCAUUGCUCUAGGAACCCAGUGGGGCAGCAUUCACGUCUUGGACUACGACGGCACGGAAAUCAAGCAGUUCAGCUCACAUGUGGCAUCUAUCAAUGAUAUUUCAAUAGACAUCGAAGGAGAACACAUUGCUUCAUGCUCCCAAGAUGGGAGUAUAGCCAUUUAUGGGUUAUAUACUGACAAUGUGGCGCGCACUGAUUACAGACAUCCGCUGCUCUCCGUCUCAAUUGAACCUCACUACACAAAGUCUAGUCGCCGGGGAUUUGUAGUCGGGGGAAAAAGUGGAAAGCUCAUUCUCAAAGCGAGCAGUUGGAUCAGCAAAUAUGACUCACUGCUUCAUGAAGGAGAAGGCGUCAUCUAUUGCGUGCGAUGGCAAGAUUCCUUGAUUGCAUGGAUCAAUGAGGCGGGUGCCAGAAUUUACGAUUUGACAUCAAAGCAAAUAAUUGCCUAUGUUGAAAGUCCAAAAGACUUCCCCUCGGAUGCUUAUCCUUCGGUUGUCUGGAGGAGCGCGAAUGAGUUAAUCAUUGGCUGGGCGAGCACCGUUCAAGUUGUACAGAUCAAGACAGUCUCGACCCAGAUUUCCUCUUUAUCAUCUUCAAAAAUAAUCGAGAUCGUGGCUAUUUUCGAAACCAGUGGUUAUUUCGUCUGUGGGGUCGCCCCCUACAACCAGCACUUUGUGGUGCUAGUCUGUGGAAAGGCUGACGAAACUGGAAAAGAAACAGACGAUUUUUCUUUUCCAGAGGUGCAUGUUGUAACUGAGGACGGUAUGAUUAUCUGCUCAGACCUCCUUCCUAUGCACGAUUCUUCGCUGUACCGAGCAGCCGAUUAUCGGCUGUCUUAUUCGGCUCCUGUCUCCGGUGACGACGAGAGUCAAUUCUUUUGGAUCAUUUCUCCUAGAGACAUUAUUUUGGCGAGGCCCCUCAAUUUCAACGAUCAUUUGAAUUGGCUCAUAGAGCGUAAGGACUAUGAGAAGGCCUUACAGCUCGUUCAAUCCGCAUCUUCCGCAGGCGAAAUCGACUAUCAAGAUUUUAGCCUAGCUGAAAUUGGGCAGAGAUACCUCGAACAUUUACUCUCAUCUGGACGAGCUCAAAAGGCGGCCGAAAUAUGCCCACUGGUUUUGGGAAAGGAUUGCGAUUUGUGGAGCUAUUGGAUUAUGCGGUUCGAGCAGCGAGGCCAGCUCAGCCUACUCGUCUCCUAUAUACCAACUCAGGGUCCUGUUCUGAACUCUAUGCUUUACGAGUUGAUUUUGAAUGACCUUUUGAAGACCAAUUUGGCCGCAUUUCAUCGCACCGUGGCUGAAUGGCCGAAGGAGCUCUAUCGAGUCGAGAACAUCAUUACAAUAGCCAGGGACCGUAUUUCCAAAAUUGUCUGCAAGCUCAACGUGUCCGAUAACCUCACUGUCUUGAGCAGCGAUAAAGCAAAUCAAGGCUUGACUCUUGCACAAGCUGAUGAGCUGAAUCAAGACCGAAAGCAUUUGUGUGAAGCGCUCACGCAUCUGUACAUAUUUCAAGAGCAAUACGACUCAGCCCUCGAUUUACGUAUUCAGUUGAACGAGAGCACAUUUGAUCUGGUCUCCAAGUACGGAUUUGACAAAUUUACAUAUCUAAAUCAGAAGAUUCUUUCAAUGGUUCAGGGUAAUGCUGAUAAAGCGAUUGAGCUGCUCGUCGCGAACACAAACAAAAUUCCCGUGGAACAAGUGGUACAACAAUUGCAGUCAGAAAGGCGUCUCCUUCUUCAGUACUUGCACAGGUUAUUUGAGAACGGCUCAGAGGAGAGCCGACCUUAUCACGAUUUGCAAAUUGAGUUAUACACCGAAUACGACCUACCAAAGCUACAACGUUUCUUGACUGAAUCGCAAACAUACGAUUUUAACUUGGCACUCCGUGUGUGCUCCGAAAAGAAGUUGUACCGCGACAUGGUUUUUAUCUACGACCGAAUCGGGAGUUCACAAGAGGCGUUAACCGUCUUGAUUGACAAAAUUGGUGAUGCAGACGCAACGAUUGAUUAUAUGAAAAAGAAAAACGAGAAGGAGCUUUGGGAUGAAGGAAUCGAGCGUUGUAUUGAUAAGCCCAAAUUUUUGUCUGCCUUGCUCGAAAAGGCAGUUGGUACUCACAUCAGCGCGUUGAAGUUGAUAGAAAGGAUUCCACCGGGCAUGGAAUUAUCUAAUUUGUGUGGUCACUUGGUGAAAAUACUCAACGAUCAAAAAAUGCAAAAGUCGUUACAUGAAGCCUGUAGAGCAGUCGUGAAUGCGGAUUGCGCUGCGUUACUGGCUCAGCUGGUGAACUGCCGAAAGAAGGGUAGGAAUAUCAUAUUGAAACACGAGGAUGCGGUUUGAUUCGCAGUAAUCUCUAGAACGGGUCUGAAUUCGAGAUGCAAAAUGUGGUUGUCUAGAGUUGUGUUUAUAUUUUACUCACAGAUCGAUCGAAAAGGAUAAAAACGAAAUUUGAGAGAGAAAUGCCUUUGUUUGAGGCAUCAAAACGAUAAAAAAAUGAAGAUCGCUUAAAGUACGCCCCAGCCACCAGUUUGUGAUAAGAUGCUGAAAUGAUAUAUUCUCACUUACGCCCAUAAAUUCCAGUGACAGAGAGAGCAAUACAGGAAAAUGGAGUACAUCCAUCGACCGAUAGAUAGAAAUAAAAAGCCCUGUAUUUUCGGGUGUCUGUCAUUGCGAUCUCAGCUCGAUAGAAAACAUCGUGAGUAGCAUGUCCAAGCUUUACUCGGACGUCAUUUUUCAGAUGAUGAUUAAAGUACAGACGAAUGCAAUUCAUUAGCAAAAAGAAGUAAACAUUUUUCUGUGAGGACAAGGACAACGAUUCAAAAUAUCUAGGUCCAAGAAAGGGUUCAUGUAGGCUGUUUUUAUUAAAAAAAAAAAAGAUAUUUGACACACAGGUACUUUUACAAUAACAACAACCUGACAUUCAGCCCUGGAGCGCAC